Molecule: messenger RNA, 584 nt
Organism: Zonotrichia albicollis (white-throated sparrow)
Lineage: Eukaryota; Metazoa; Chordata; Aves; Passeriformes; Passerellidae
Source: RefSeq, a predicted model, not a curated record
CCCACAUUCCCCAUGGUAAUUCCCACAUUCCCAGUGGUAAUUCCCACAUUCUCGGUGGUAAUUCCCACAAUCCCCACCGUAAUUCCCACCAGGAUCCCACUUCCACCUCCCCCAUGUGAUCCAUGGAAUUCCAGCAGCAUCCAGGAUCUGAUCCCUAUUUUUCUUUUCUUUUCCAGACCCACAAGAACCGCAAGCGGAGGAUUGCCUGCACGGCCGAGGAGCCGGAGGCUGUUCCCUCGGGAUUGCUCCUGGAUGUGGCCAAAUACCUGGGAUCGCUGCAGUACAACGUGUGGAAGAAGAUGUUGGACACCAUCUCCGCCGUCCCCUUCAGCCUGGACCCCAACUCGGCCGCGGGCUGGCUCUCCGUCUCCGAGGACCUCUCCAGCGUCUCCCUGUGCGGCUACAAAGCCUCCGUGGAGAACCCGGAGCGCUUCACCUCCGCGCCCUGCGUCCUGGGCUCCCGCGGCUUCUCCGAAGGCUUCCACACCUGGGAGGUGGACCUGGGCGGCCUCACCAACUGGCGGGUGGGCGUCUCGCGGCCCCCCAGGGGCUCCCACUGGAGUUACCACCACGACACCCGCUCC